Molecule: messenger RNA, 2252 nt
Organism: Lethenteron reissneri (Far Eastern brook lamprey)
Lineage: Eukaryota; Metazoa; Chordata; Hyperoartia; Petromyzontiformes; Petromyzontidae
Gene: GLRX2
Product: glutaredoxin 2
Cellular component (GO): mitochondrion
Molecular function (GO): protein-disulfide reductase activity
Source: RefSeq, a predicted model, not a curated record
ACGCGUUUGUAAAGUGCAUGAGGGUGACCGCUCCGCGCUUGCCGUAGUCGAGGCCCACUGGGGAUGACGUUUCCGAGCGAGUUGACGCGCGGAGUCCAUCGCCGCCUCCUCCUCCUCGCGCGGUGCCGGGCGGCGAGGAUGGGGAACUCGCUGUGGACGCGGCCGCCUGACACGGCGGAGGGCGAGUACGUGCGGGACACGGUGGCCUCCAACUGCGUCGUCAUCUUCUCCAAGACCGCGUGCCCCUACUGCACCAUGGCCAAGCGCGCCUUCGACGAGAUCGGCGCGCGCUACCUCGCCGUGGAGCUGGACCGGCGCGCCGAUGGCCGCGCCCUGCAGCAAGCGCUGGCGCUGGCCACGGGCGCUCGCACCGUGCCGCAGGUCUUCGUCAACGGGCGCUGCAUCGGGGGCGGCACGGAGACGCAGCGCCUGAGCCAGCAAGGCCGGCUCGCCGCGCUUGUCGCCAAGUGCCAGCUCCCCGGCGCCGCCGAGGCAGCCGGGGCGGAGCGCUAGCGUCCACGACUGGCGGAGCGCUAGCGUCCACAACUGGCGGAGCGCCAGCGUCUGGUUACCGGCAUCCGCGGGGGGCAGCCACAGCGUGAUGCUGGCGUUCCUGGAAACCCAACCCCCCCCUCCCCCCGCAGCUUCUUAACAGCCGGACGUUGUCCGUCCUUAACUGUCAUUUUUUUCCUCCCGAUUGAUAUCCCGAUUGCGCUGUUGGCGUGGCGUCGCCACGAGAUGAAGUGUCCACUGGAUCACUCGCAGUGCGGUGGCGACCCGAUGGUCGUCUUGCAGAAUGGCCCGCGGGAAGCGGAUGUCGCAGAGCUACCUCCGAGAUCCCUUCGCGCGGGAGAGGGCAGCGCUCGCUCCGUACGAGCCGCGUGCCGUGUUAAGCAGCGUUCGCUCGUCGUAGGCUUGCAGUUGAUCUACGCUUGGAGAGGAUCGUCCUUUGUUUAUGCGCAUUGUGCAUUGUACGCGCAACGUUUCAGGUUACACGUUCAUAUUCAUGGUUUGCUUUUGUUCACGUAUGAAUAGAGACAAUUCUGCAUUGUGCGCCAUUUAGAUUUGAUUCGGAGAUCUGAUUAGUGGAUUUACCCAAACAAUAUCACUUUCCCGGGCGCAAAUCAUUACGACGGUCAUGGUGUCAACCUUAUACACGUGCAUUCGUAAUUCGAGGCUGUGCGGUGCAGUAAUCGGCGUUGGUUUCACCGUUCUCUGGCGUACGCGGUGAAUUAUUACCCGCCAGCGGUGCGUGUUAGGCCUGUCACAGUUCCACCCACCUUGCCCCACGCAAUUCAACGCAUCACCACAAUUCAUGGGUCGACCCUUCGAUUCUCCAAUCUAAUCAAAUUAUUGAGCGUCGGCGAGAUGGUGAAGUGGCUGCGGCGGGGGAGGGGGUCACUUGAACCAAACCAGAAACGCAAAGACAAUAGCCGCCUUUCACUCGCACGGUUUGGUGCGUGUAACCACGAGCCAAACAAUGCCCUUUUAAUCGCUCCGUUGUUUUGCGUGCGGCCCGGGUCUCGUUGCCAGCGCCGCCCCAGGCUGCCACGUCUAUUUGCUGUUGGGGAAACGAAGGGUGGGUUGGGGAACAAUUGGGAACAGACCGGUGCCAACUCUCGUAACAACACGCCCGACAGCUGCCACGCAUGCAUUUAACAAGUUUGGUAGAGCCGGUAAAUGUUGUUUAAACAGUGUAGUACACGCUGUUCACUCAAACAGCAGAAACCGAUUGUUUGUAUCUCAGUAUAUCUAAAUCAUCUCAAGCCUCCCCGAGAUCACGUGACUUCUGUGUGGCCACCCCCGCUCUGAACCCUUCCCCUCUCCCCUCCCCCUGUGAGAACAGACGCCGCUCCGUGCAGCUCACGUGUGCUCGCUCCUCUCUUCCCUCUCAUCAUCUCAUCCCCGACAUCUUGGCCCAGUCAUUCCUCUUCUUAUUCCUGUACGGCGUUCCUUUGGCUCCUGAUUCUCCGUUCCUUGUUUUCUUAUUUUCCCAUUCUUUCCUGUCUCUCUUCCCUCUCCCAUCCCCCCCCCCCGACCCCUUGACUCUACUCCUCUCCAUACUUUUGUGUGUGCCAUGGGUACAAUAUUUUAUUUUAGCACAACUCCAAUGCAGCAGUGUGUGUGCAGUGUGGACAUGUAUGCAUGUGUAAACUAAUUGCCAUUCUAACCGAAUGCUUGGAAAUGUCGAACUGAGUGAGAGGAUCGCACUGAAAGACAUAAUAAUAUAAUAAAAACGAUGGCUGCUUAAA